GUGAUGUUCUUCGUGUUCUAGUGAAUAGUUCUGAAGAAUCAUAAAUAAAACAUAUUGUAAAUGUGUGCAUUUGAUCAAGUUUGCAAGAAGAAAUAAAAUAUUUCAUCCACUUACCUUAUAUAAAAAAUCACAGGUCCCCCGCCUUGGUGCAGAAUAAUAUUAAAAUGACUACAUCACCGAACAUGAAAGAUGUGUUAGAUAAAAACCUGGAGGAUUACGAGAUUCAAGAAGUUCUAAGAAAAGGCACUGACUUGCGUGAAUACGCCUUACAAAUUGACAAAGGUAUCAAAGAGGCAGAAAAGAGUUCUGUUGCAGACUAUUUAAAAGAAAGUGAAAAUAUAAGUUCCCUUCACAAUCAAAUUGAAGAGUGUGAUGGGAUUUUGGCUCGUAUGGAGAGCAUGCUCAUGGUGUUUCAGAAUGAUCUUGGAAGUAUAAGCAAUGAAAUAAUUAGUCUUCAGAAACGUUCUGUCAGUAUGUCUGUGCAGUUGUCUAACAGACAGGUCUUAAAAGGACCCCUUUCAUCAUUCAUUGAAGAUAUGGCAGUUUCUGAAACACUCAUAUUUGGUAUUAAUAAUGUUCCUGUUACUGAUAAAGAGUUUAUGGUACAGUUAGCCAUUUUAAACCAGAAGCUUAAUUUUGUAAAAGAACAAGAUUUCAAGGAAACUAAAUCAUGCAAUGAUGUUAAAGAUGUUCUUGAAAAAUUAAAAUUAAAAGCAGUAUCAAAAAUCAGAACAUACAUAUUGGAGCAAAUAUACAAAUUUCGCAAGCCAAUGGCCAAUUAUCAAAUUCCACAAAAUGCCAUGCUUAAAUACAAGUUCUUUUUUGAGUUUGUCUUAGCUAAUGAAAGAAAUAUAGCUCAAGAAUUAUGCAAUGAAUACAUAGAUACAUUAAGCAAAGUAUACUAUUCCUACUUUAAAUCAUAUGCAUCAAGACUAGAUAAAUUAAAAUAUGAAGAAGCUCCUACAAAAGAUGACCUUAUGGGUAUUGAAGAUGGCUCAAAAGGUGGAUUCUUCCAAAAAUCAAACUUAAAAAAUAAAAGUACAAUAUUCACCAUUGGAAAUAGAGGCGAUGUUCUAGCCCAACAAUUGGAAGCACCUAUAAUUGUACCUCAUGUUCAACAAAAAACUAAAUAUUCUUAUGAGGCUUUAUUUAGAAGUCUACAGUAUGCCCUUGUUGAUAAUGGCUGCAGAGAAUACUUAUUCACAACUGAAUUCUUUCAUGUAAAAGGCAGUCAUGCACAAGAACUGUUUGAUAGAAUACUGGGUAAAACAUUAUCUUUACUAGUGAAAAAUAUAGAAAAUUAUGUUAUGGAGUGUUACGAUUGCUUGGCUCUGUUUUUGUGCUUACAACUAAUAAACAGAUACAGAUGGAUGUGCCAUAAGAGGGCUGUAGCAGCUUUAGACAGUUAUUGGGACUCUUUACAAACUGCCCUAUGGCCGAGGCUUGAAUAUGUCUUGAAAUUGAAUAUUCAAAGUGUGCAUGAAUGUGAUCCAGCAAAAUUGUCCAAUAAAGAGCUGGGGCCACAUUAUAUUACUCGAAGGUAUGCAGAGUUUUCAGCCGCAAUGCUCAGCUUAAGUGAACAAUUCCCUUCUGAAGAGUUAAGUAACCUACUUCUCAUUCUUCAAGAUGAAGUACAUUGCUUUCUCUUAAAAAUGGCGGCUGAAUUUCCUCAAAGAAUUCAGCAGUUAAUAUUUCUGAUCAAUAACUAUGAUAUGGUUCUAAGUAUUUUAAUGGAAAGGACAAGAGAUAAUACCAAAGAAGCUGAGAGUUUUAGGGAACAACUUCAGGCGAGGAGUACAGAGUAUGUAGAAGAGAUACUUAGCCCUCACUUUGGUGGAAUGAUGCAAUUUGUAAAAGAAGGUGAGCAAAUUCUAGAAUCGGAUAACAAAGCGCAACUUGCAAAUCUAGAAAAAAAAUCAAUUUCUUUGGUAGCAUCAUUCAGUUCCGGUUGGAAACAAAGCCUUGAAGAAAUACAUAGAGAAGUUCUUGUCUCUUUCCCUAAUUUGGUAACAGGUUCAGGUUUAUUACAAAUGGCAUUGACCAACUUUGUACAAUAUUAUCAUAAGUUUGUAAAAUUAUUAACUCCCAAUGCACGUACACAACUUGUUAACAUUCACGUGAUAAUGGUUGAGAUAAAAAAAUAUAAAACAAAUUUUUAAACUAAUGGUGCAUGGAUCAUAUUUUUAAAGCUUAUCAUAUUACUUUGUAUAUAUUAGCAUAAUUUUGUGUACUUAAUGUGUAUAAGUAUAAUAAUAUAAAUUGUAUAUUUAUAAGUAUAUUGUAGGUAGUCAUGAAAAAUAAUAGAAUUAUAGAAUAAAGAAUAAAGUACUAAGUCAUGUUA
This is a messenger RNA of Plodia interpunctella (Indianmeal moth), 2341 nucleotides long. It is a transcript of the gene Vps52, whose product is annotated as Vacuolar protein sorting 52. Lineage: Eukaryota; Metazoa; Arthropoda; Insecta; Lepidoptera; Pyralidae. The transcript is spliced from 7 exons. Gene Ontology annotation, cellular component: GARP complex. Gene Ontology annotation, molecular function: syntaxin binding. The record is from RefSeq and is a predicted model, not a curated record. The coding region runs from base 165 to 2159 and encodes 664 amino acids. Gene Ontology annotation, biological process: Golgi to vacuole transport; retrograde transport, endosome to Golgi; endocytic recycling.